Messenger RNA from Setaria italica (foxtail millet), 1039 nucleotides. RefSeq names its product 2'-deoxymugineic-acid 2'-dioxygenase. The transcript has 2 exons. The coding region runs from base 17 to 1039 and encodes 340 amino acids. The record is from RefSeq and is a predicted model, not a curated record. Lineage: Eukaryota; Viridiplantae; Streptophyta; Magnoliopsida; Poales; Poaceae.
AAUCCAACGACUUGCGAUGGCAGAGCCCCUCUCCAAUGCCGCUGCCCACCAGUCAGUGCCUGAGGCCUACGUGUUCCCGGCGCACAAGAGACCGGGGAGCUCGCCGUCUCCUGGCGGGGCAGCGAUACCUGUAGUUGACCUCGGCGGCGAUGACCCUGACAGGAUUGGGAAGCAGAUCAUUGACGCGGGGAGAGAGUUCGGCCUGUUUCAGGUGAUCAACCAUGGCGUGCCGGAGCAGGUGAUGGGCGAGAUGAUGGCCAGCGCGGAGGAGUUCUUCAGGCUCCCCAGAGAGGAGAAGAUGGCGCUCUACUCCACCGACAGCAAGAAGCUUCCACGGUUCCACACCAGCCUCGGCAACGAGCAGGAGGAGCUUCUCUACUGGAGGGACUGCCUCAAGCUCGGCUGCUACCCCUUGGAGCAGUUCAGGCACCACUGGCCUCAAAACCCAGCCAGCCUCAGGGCGGCGUUGGAGGCGUACACGACGGCGGUGAGGGCGGUGGCGCUGCGCCUGCUCCGGCUGACGGCGGCGGGGCUGGGGCUCGACGAGGGCCACUUCGAGGGGGACCUCACCGCCGGGGCGGUGAUCAUGAACGUGAACCACUACACGCCGUGCCCGGACCCUACCGUGACGCUCGGCCUGGUGCCGCACUGCGACCCCAACGUCGUCACCGUCCUCACGGACAACGGCGUCCGCGGCCUGCAGACGCGUCGGCGAGGCGGCGGCGGGUGGGACGACGUCGUGCCGCUGCCUGGCGCGCUCGUCGUCAACUUCGGGCACCAGAUGGAGGUGGUCAGCAACGGCACCCUGCGCGGCGGCGAGCACCGCGUGGUGACCAACGCGCGCGCCGGGCGGACGUCGCUGGCCACGUUCCUCAUGCCAGCGAUGGACUGCGCCGUCUCGCCGGCGCCGGGGCUCGUCGCCGACGGCGAGGCGUCCCUGUACAGGCCGUACACGUACCAGGAGUUCCUGGGCGCGUACACCGCGGCAGUCGGUGACAGGGACACCGUACUGGCAUGUUUCCAGCUGAACAAGGACUGA